UGCACGAAGAGACAUCCCCAGUUGAAUCGGCGCAACUGGCAAAAUAAAAUCCGCGCUUGUAGACUGCCACGCGCGCGUGAAGUGAAAAACGAAAAGAAACGGAACGCCAACGAUAAAUGAACGGUUUUUCAGUAGGAAACGGAACGGAAACGAAAAGGAACGGACUCAUAUUGGAAACUUUUUUUUGGACUCCUACUGUAUUAGAGAGACGUGGCUGGCCGAGUGGCUGUUGCAGAACAAUCCCAACAAACCACUGGUGGAGGAACCACUGACAUGACUACGACUGUCACGAGCCCCUGCAAUUAUCACACCAUAAUGACCUCUGUAUAAUUAUACAAGUGACCGAUACUUGACAUGAAAGCCCAUGUAUACACAUCUUUAGCAAC
This is a messenger RNA of Geodia barretti, 386 nucleotides long. NCBI's taxonomy places the organism in Eukaryota, Metazoa, Porifera, Demospongiae, Tetractinellida, Geodiidae. The record is from the annotation of a GenBank genome assembly.